AUGGCCGACGCACAAGGCGUUCCCAAGGAGGAGUCGCUGGCAACAUCCCAGGAUAGCGACGGUACCAAGUCUCUCAACACCUUGUCACUGUCUGCAGCACCAGAUUCCGAAUCUCAGAUCCAGGCCGACGACGGAAAUUCAAGCACGACUGAGUCUGAGUCACCAGCCACGCCGGCCAAAGAGGACGACGACGGGAUCAUGACUUCCACUGCCUUUUGCCUGGAACUGGACCCAGAAACAAUCCACCCUGAUGUCGACAUGACUGAUAGAAACAACCUCGUUCGUCUGCUUGCCCUGUACCAGUCUGGCUGGGAACGAGGGCGCGGGCGCGGUCCCCGAGAUCACGAAACUUGCAUCUGGUGUCGUGGACCCGUGGGACCCAACGUCGAGGUCCUCACCCAUGUUGGCAGAAACAACAGUUGUAGGAACAGCUGGCCGGUGACCUGCCUUCUGGACUGGAUUAAACAACAGCUCGGUACCGUCCGUGGCCAUUCGCUGCGAUGCCCCAUGUGUGCUGAGGAGUUUUACCACCCAUACUCUGUAACUGGCGCCGAUUUCAAAGCGGAUCAAGGCGGGCCAGACGCCGAACGGGUCGUCGACGCGGGCUGGUUGAGAUGCACCCUUUUCGGCACCGCAUACGCCAGAGACUUUUGCGUCAAGAGAAAAAAGCCACUCAUCAUCAUCGAGAGCGAGGAGGCCAGGAAGCUCGUGCUACUCAACCGCGAGAAAUACAUGUUCAACAAGUGCGAAGAACUGCCCCAGACGGCUUUGGAGGGGACGAGGUGGUUCAGCAGAGUCGUCGCAGCAGACAUUGCCCAGAGCUUUGGGGCGACUCCGGCUCCCGACUCUGGUCUUCCGGCUCCAGUCGCUCCAGUCAUUUAUCCCCGCCCUGUCGAGGGAGAGGCAGAGAAGCCAAAACACACCUUCAACAUGGCUUGGAUCGUACUUGACCACGGAAACAAUCAGUACCGAAUGUCGCCGAUCCUGGACCUCGACGCCUGUUGUUUGAAAGUCCAGACGGAAGGACUUGGAGGAGUCACAAAGACCAUGACCGCAGAAGAGUUCAACGCGAUGACCAAGGCGAGAGGAGGUCUCAAGACCGUGGUGGAGAGCUUUAAACCGGACGAUGUGACCGACGCGCUUGAAAUGGAUGCUUCCAGCCGGCUCUGGCUGGCGAAGAUGCUGGGAAAACCUCCGAGGGACCCCGACUACCCGUCGGACGAUGAGUGGUACAAGAGAAUCGCCCUGGCUUUCGGAUUUUCCACCCGCCCGCCACUAGAACGUGGUGGCAGUGACGACGACGGCACGCCGCCCCCUGCUGCUGCUGCGGACGCGGACGACGAGCAGAACGACUCGGACGAGUCCUUGCCAGAGCUUCCCAUCGUGUAA
Molecule: messenger RNA, 1389 nt
Organism: Fonsecaea nubica
Lineage: Eukaryota; Fungi; Ascomycota; Eurotiomycetes; Chaetothyriales; Herpotrichiellaceae
Exons: 1
Coding region: 1-1389 (462 amino acids)
Source: RefSeq, a predicted model, not a curated record